AUGAAGUUUCCAAUUGAAUCUGAUAAUAAACUUACCCUAUGCAAUGCUUUAGCACAAACAUCAAAGUUUAAUAAAUAUUUAGCAGCAUUAGAUUUAAAAAUAAUGUCUAUGACUGAUGCCAAUAGGAGAUCUGAAAUAUUUACUCUUUCACAACCUGGGGGGCAUCCAAGAAACUGGAAUAAUUUAUUAGAAAAAUGUAUGAGCAUAAUCAAUGCGUUUAAUAAAGAAUUGGAUAUUAUAAAUGGUGAUGGAAGUGCUGGUGAACCUGAUAGUUCAUAUAGCAUUGAACUAAAAAACAUAGAAACUCAUGGAUCUUCACUUACUUCAUCAUUAUAUUCAAGUCCUCUUAGGAAUAUGGCAAAAUCACCCCAACUAUUUGUAUUGAAAGAUCACAAUAGAAAUAAAACUGAUGACACCUUCAGUAAUGCUGUGAAAGAAGAGUUUAAUAAUUUUAUUCAGAGACUUUGCCAAAAGCCAGGUAUAAGUUAUUUCUUUGGUGAGCUAACAGACACAAGAUUAAAAUUUUUAUUAAUUCAGUCGCAACCCCUCAUUUGGACUUGUGAAGGCUUGGCCACAAUUGUAGCAGCUUCAUUAAAAGAAGAUAAAUAUGGUAUUGUACAAAGUGAUUUGCCAGCGGUUAUAACAGCCUUAAUUAAUUUAAAACAAAAACUGGAUAAGUUGAUUAAACCUGGUCUUGUACCUCGAAAGCAUUUUGUAAAUGAUGGAUUUGCUUUGAGACUUAGAUCUGCUCUUAUAUCAUCUGUGAAAAGAAGUUUGUAUAAAAUUGUAAUUACAUUCUCAAAGUUUAUUCAUGAGAUACCGUUAGAACAUGAGAUUCAAAUGGCAAUACAACCCUUCUUGUUUUGUAAAGAAUGUUAA
Parnassius apollo (apollo) is the source of this 879-nucleotide messenger RNA. The record is from the annotation of a GenBank genome assembly. NCBI's taxonomy places the organism in Eukaryota, Metazoa, Arthropoda, Insecta, Lepidoptera, Papilionidae.